AUGGUCUGAAGUUGUUGUUCUGAGGAGCUGGAAUGCAAAAUCUGUUACAACCCUUACAAUCUGAAGAACAGGAGACCCAAGUUGUUGGAAUGCUUUCACAGGGUGUGUGCCAAAUGCUUGUAUAAGAUUGUCGACCUUGGAGAUUCCCCACAAAGUAUAAUUAGCUGUCCUUUCUGCAGGUAUGAGACAAGUGUACUGGAUGAUGAAGUUGGUGGACUUCCGGAUGACAGUAAUGUCCUUGCUGCCCUUGCAUGCAAGGAGAAGAAUAGAAGGUUUGCCUUGGACAACCCAUCUGAGCUUCUGCUGACUCCAAAAAGGCUAUCUUCCAUUGAAAGCCCCUCACAUAGUUCCUCAAACUGUCUGGUUAUCACCAUCAUGGAAGUUCAAAGGGAAUCCCCACAAUCUCAGAGCUCACCAUCAGGCAUGGAAUUCUACAACUCCAGUUUUGAUUCAAUAGCUUCUAUGUCUCGGCAGUGUGCAAUUUGGAAUUGUACUCCGCUACUCUGCCAUACCAUAGGCAGAAUCCUAGUCUGGCUACUAGGACUCCUGUAUUUCAGCUCUUUACCUCUUGGUGUAUAUCUGCUGGUGAUUCAGAAGGUCACACUGGGGAUCAUAUUUGUCAGUCUUGUUCCCUCCAGUCUUGUUAUUCUUAUGGUCUAUGGUUUCUGUCAAUGUUUAUGUCAUGAGUUUUUGGAUUGCAUAUCUUCAUGA
Molecule: messenger RNA, 711 nt
Organism: Carcharodon carcharias (great white shark)
Lineage: Eukaryota; Metazoa; Chordata; Chondrichthyes; Lamniformes; Lamnidae
Product: E3 ubiquitin-protein ligase RNF182-like
Exons: 2
Source: RefSeq, a predicted model, not a curated record